AUGUCAUCCGCCUCGAACACCCCACCCGAAGAUUACUUCAACGACCUUUCGCGCCCUACAGGAACCGCCAAUGGUCGAAACAACAACAGAAGCAAGAGCCCUGUAAAUGGCACGAAUGGAGAAGCUGGCAGCGGUGGAGAUCAUGAUACAGUGCCAAAGCCAAAGAGGAUAGCGUGCAUCAUAUGUCGGAAAAGGAAGCUCAAGUGCGACGGAACGAAGCCCAGUUGCUCGACAUGUACAAGAUUGGGACAUAGUUGCGCUUAUGAUGAAGUUAGGAGGAAGUCAGGUCCAAAGAGGGGUUAUGUCAAGGCGUUGGAGGAAAGACUUAGUGAGCAGUCUCUGGUUGCAUCGUGGUGGAAAUGGAUCACAAUUGACCACAAGCUGACUUUGUAUCUUUACGUAGAGCAGGUAGAGACUUUGCUAAAGACCCAGGAUCCGGUACCGUCACCCAAAGACAAUUUAGUAAAUGCCUUUGGCGGUAUGAACGGAGCUGCCUCACGAUCCAUACCUGCUGGAGAUUUCGCUGUCAAUACACCGCCCUUGGUUUCGGUCAAUCCUGAACGAUGGGGACUUAAUGGAGACUCCCCUAUUCAACCGCCAAUGGAAGACAUAAAUUUUACAGCCGACAUGAACAUGAGCAUGGGAAUCGAUGAUAGCACGUUCACUUGGGAGAUGAUCGGGCUUGGUCUAGAGGAACCAUUGCCUCCACAGGAGACGAUUGACGAACUGGCACCAAGCCAAAGACCUCCGGUCGCUUUGCGAUAUAUUAUGUGGGCUCUUGCAGCGUCUGUGGUUGAGAAAUUCUUUGACCUCAAAGACCAUUUCUAUCAGCGAAGUCGAAAAUACGUAGAAUCGGACUCUCUCAAAGGCCAUGGAGAGCAUAUGAUUUCCGUCGCCAAUGCUCAGACACACGUUUUGUUGGCAUCAUACGAGUUCAAAAUGAUGUACUUCCCACGUGCAUGGAUCAGUACGGGGACAGCGAUUCGAUUAUGUCAGAUGAUGAGUCUACAUAAAAUGGAUGGAGCUGGACUUGACGUAAAGCAGUGUCUUCCACCUCCUCGGGACUGGACAGAACGCGAGGAGAGACGAAGAACCUUUUGGAUGGCGUUCUGCGAAGAUCGAUAUGCGAGUAUUGGGACGGGAUGGCCGAUGACGAUCGACGAAAAGGACAUUCUAUCUGAUCUCCCCUCAUCUGAUGAAGCUUUCGAUAUGAGUAAAGCAGAGACUACUCAAUCUCUCGCACAAGCUAUGGAUCCCAAUGGGGCUUCCAAUCUCUCUCCCUUUGCAGGUAUCGUGCUAAUGGCCUGUCUCUUUGGGCGAAAUUUGAUCCAUUUACAUCGCCCAGAUGAUGAUGAUCGGGAUCAUGACCUGAACGGCGAGUUCUGGAAACGACACAGAAACAUGGACAACAUUCUACUCAACACCUCGCUCUCUUUACCAUCCAACCUGAAGCUACCCAACGGCUUAAACAAUCCUAACAUCGUAUUCACCAACAUGAACAUCCACACAUCGACCAUCUGUCUACACCAGGCCGCCAUCUACAAAGCGGACAAGAACCGGCUUCCAUCUUCAAUCAGCGCUGAGAGCAAGAUACGAUGUAUCAAUGCAGCUAAUGAGAUUGCAAGCGUAAUGCGAAUGGUCUCUCACAUGGAUUUAUCAACGAUGAAUCCCUUUAUAUCCUUCUGUCUUUAUGUUGCGGCAAGAGUUUUCGUCCAGUACUUGAAGAGUAGACCAGAGGAUAGUCAAAUUGGAGACUCUUUGCGAUUCCUACUUUCAGCUAUGAAUGCCCUGAAAAGGAAGAACCCCCUCACAGAGUCGUUCUUGGUACAACUCGAUGUUGAUCUUGAGGGGCUUGGUAUGCGCAACCCAAAAUACAAAACUGUAUUUGCGUACGGUGAAGAUAACGCCGGUAUGGCAGGCUGCAAACCUAAACCAGGAGCAGGUUUUAACGGGCUUCCCCAACAACCCAGAAACGAAUGUACUUAUAUGAGAUUACCAGAAGAGAUACAGGAGGAAGCCCCAACGGUGGCCGGGCCCGUCGCUUCAUCUUCCAAUAAUCAAAACAGUUCCGAAGGUUGGGAUUCAACUUAUGGUACGGGCACAGAUCAAGGAAGUAAUGUACAAAGCGCACUCGGCAAUUUGGCAAUUCAUACUACUCCCGCACUUUUCGAUACGUUUAACAAACUUAACAAUGUAAAUGGCGGAAGCAGCUACAAUGGUGGCGAUUCAGGGCUUUCUCCGGAUACGGCAAACUCGUCCUCUAACAGACCAACACCAAGCUCAACAACACCGUCAGACUCGAGACCAAACUUGCAGUCAAAUCGCGCCAAAUCUGCAAAUGGCUCGCACGAAACAAGUCCUCUUCCUCACCCAUCAAGCGACCCCAAUCGUCAUACUCCCAUGAACCAUUUCUUUCCAGGUCAAGCAGACUUCAGCAACAUUAGCGGUACUGGCAUGACACCCGAAAACACCUACAACGUGCCAGAAACGCCAGGAAGGCAAUUCGAUGUCCCCGGUUGGGAGAACAUCAGUCACAAUCAAACGACAGGGUUAACUCCUGUUGGCGAAGGCGUGUUCAGACAGCUAAUGGGGCUGGGUCCGAUGGAUCCAAUGGAUAUCGGCUGGGAAGGACAAUCUUAG
Molecule: messenger RNA, 2640 nt
Organism: Glarea lozoyensis ATCC 20868
Lineage: Eukaryota; Fungi; Ascomycota; Leotiomycetes; Helotiales; Helotiaceae
Product: Zn2/Cys6 DNA-binding protein
Exons: 6
Coding region: 1-2640 (879 amino acids)
Biological process (GO): regulation of DNA-templated transcription; DNA-templated transcription
Cellular component (GO): nucleus
Molecular function (GO): zinc ion binding; DNA binding; DNA-binding transcription factor activity, RNA polymerase II-specific
Source: RefSeq, a predicted model, not a curated record